UCAUUCUCCACUCUCACUUCCGCAUUUCUUAAUUUAAAAAUCAGCGCAAAGAGUAUCAACACUUCCGGUAUGGAAAUAUCACGUGAUAUUUUUCGCAGCUGAUAUGCAGGAAGGAAGCUGAACAGCAGCCAUUAUUAUUUCAAUGAGAAAAGCUGAAAAGGAGGAGAUUUGAGACAAAAUGGAGUCAGAAGGAGAUGUGGAUCUGUCCUGCAGUGAAUCUUCACCUGAGAAAGAUGUGUGUGCUGUUAGCGAGCCUCAGUAUCUGGAGGAUUUGGUGUUGGUGAAGGAGGAGUGUGUAGAGAAACUGAGCGAGGGUCUGAUCUCACACUACCUCCCAGAUCUACAGCGUUCCAGAGAUACAAUGCAGGAACUCACACAAAACCAAGUCGUCCUGCUCGACACCCUGGAACAGGAAAUAACCAAGUUUAGAGAGUGUAACGCCAUGAUCGAUGUUAACACUCUGUUCACAGAGGCUAAAGUGUAUCACAGUAAGCUGGUGAACAUACGCAGAGAGAUGAUCAGCCUGCAUGACAGAACGUCCAAACUGAAGAAGCGAGCUCUGAAGCUGCAGCAGCAGAAACAGAAGGAGGCCCUGGAGCGAGAGCAGCAGAGAGAGAAAGAGCUGGAGAGAGAGAGACAGCUCAUUGCCAAACCGGCCAAACGCACCUGAACGCGCACACACACACACACACACACGCGCGCACGCACACAUAUGACUUGUCAGUGUUUAAUUGAAGUGCAUGUGUGUGACAGAUUCAGGACACGCAGAUGUGAGAUGUUUUCUUAUUAGGGUUCAUUCAAACAAGAGAAAAAUAUCCCUCCAUCAUUCGUCUCUCUUUCCUCCUGAUCCGCGCUCCGUUCUCUCACACGUGCUCUAGAACAGUACAGAAGUGUGUGAGUGAGCAUGUGGUAAAGAUGAAUCUGAAUUUCUGACUCUGAAGAAAGCCUCCCCUCGACCCCGAGCUCAGAGCAUGACGUCGUGACAAAAUGGCCGCCGUCACGCGGUCAGCAUUAAACACAGUAACGCGUACAGCACUUAUCAUCUGAUGACUGUAAAGAGUUCAACACUGAGGGUACAGUUCAUACACACAUCAUAAACUGCUUCGCGUUUUAUCAACUAAACACACUUUCAUAGAGGAGUCUGUGUGUUUUCAUCAUUUCCAGGUCAGACGUCCCCGUUCAGCAUGUUUAUUUCUGCAGCUUGAUGAAAAUCAGACGGUGUAGUUAGGGCAGGUUCAGGGGCUUUAGGACGGAGUGUGGUGUGUAAGUCGGUUCCUCCUGGAUCUCACGAUCGCAGACAUUAACGCAAAAUCAAGCAAACGCUGCAAUAUUGUGAGGAGCUUGGAACUGGUCAAAAUUACAGCGGAUUUGGGCCGAGACGCGCCAUGUGACGUCAUCACAACGCGCCAAAACUCCUCCAUUCACGUGCGUCGAACACGAGUACAGCUAAAAUCUCUCAUUUACCAACAAACAUCACUGUGAAAGAGCGCAGAACUAUUACCUGCGAUUUGGAUUUCACAGAUUCGACUGGUUUUCUCAAAAAUAAAGCACAAAAAACUCAGUGUCGCAUCACAUCUUUCGAAAAAAGCCGCAGAAAAAUUAAGCGAUUUUGGCCUCAACGAUCACAAAAAACUGAUAAGUGUGUGAGUGUGUGAGUGUGUGAGUGUGUGAGUGUGUGAGAGCAGAACUCUGUUUGGCCACUAGGUGGAGUCAGAGGUCUGAUAUCAGCAUGUGACGGUUUUACACAAAUACUUCACAUUUAUUACAUUCAUUUAUACAUAGUCACCAAUUUCUCUAUAAUUUAUAUUUAAUUAUAUGAAUAUAUUGUGUUUGUGUGCUUUUCAGCACGUUUUGUUUUGUGUAAACGUUCACUGUACCUGAGAAAUACUCAGUAAAUAAACGAUUUUGCUUCUAAAC
Ictalurus furcatus (blue catfish) is the source of this 1917-nucleotide messenger RNA. RefSeq names its product biogenesis of lysosomal organelles complex-1, subunit 6, pallidin (gene bloc1s6). Gene Ontology annotation, cellular component: extrinsic component of membrane; transport vesicle; BLOC-1 complex. NCBI's taxonomy places the organism in Eukaryota, Metazoa, Chordata, Actinopteri, Siluriformes, Ictaluridae. The record is from RefSeq and is a predicted model, not a curated record. Bases 179 to 670 code for a protein of 163 amino acids. The transcript has 6 exons. Gene Ontology annotation, biological process: intracellular transport.